UUUUGGUUUUUUAUAAUUUGUUGUUUUUGAUUGUUUAUUAUUUUGCGUUAAUGGAGAGUGAGCUGGAAAAUGGAAAAGGAUCCGAAGGCGGAAGUGCAAGCCAAGGAGGUUCGGAAGCAAGUUUCGGUCUUAGAAGGGGAAAAUGCAAAUGGUUUAACGUAGCGAAAGGAUGGGGUUUCAUUACUCCCGAUGAUGGGGGACAAGACGUUUUCGUCCAUCAGAGCGUUAUUCAAAUGAGCGGUUUCCGCUCUUUGGGAGACGAUGAAGAAGUGGAAUUCGAGUGUCAAGUGUCCGACAAAGGCCUGGAAGCCACCAAAGUGAGCGGCCCGCAGAGCACGGACUGCAGAGGAUCGCAUCGCAGACCCGCUUCCAAAAAGCGAUUUAGAAAAAUUAGAUGUUAUAAUUGCGGCGAGUUCGCGAACCACAUCGCUGCCAAGUGUACAAUGGGGCCCCAGCCGAAAAGGUGCCACAACUGCAAAAGCGAAGACCACCUCAUAGCAGACUGUCCCACCCGAGUAGAACGUCCACAGAAAUCCGGCGAGCAGAAAAAAUCCGAUCAUAACGGAAACGGAACCGGAGCGGCGUCAGCUGCUGCCACCUCGGAAGACGUUGCCAAACCUGAAUAAUCAUCGAAUUAGAGGAAACGCCCGACUUGUGUUCAUUAGAGUAGUACGUUUCCAUAGAUGCCAGCACACAAGAACCCGCGAGACACAAACCUAGCUAAUUUUAGUUGUUGAUAAAGACUCAUAUGCAGAGAAUGUAGAACCAAUAAAGAAUUUCUUGUGUACUGUGAUCUGCCAUUGACCUUUCAUCAGUAAUUUCCUUCCUACCAAACGAGAAGACUGAUUUCACUAGGACUUGGAAGUUACUGUUGAAAACGUGACUCUCAACCGAGCACUCUCGAGGAGGCUGCUCAGUUGAGACGCCGAAGCCCAAAUACGACGAUAUCAAAUUCAGGAGAUAGUCAUUACAGAAUCGGUACAGAAUUUGUGAAAUGGUGCAAAUAUUUUACAAAUUGUGUGAAUAUUUAAGCCAGUGCAAUGCAAUAAUCAGGAGUUUACUAGUUACACUGAAACUAUCGAAUUUACAUAUCGUGCUGUGAAAAGGAUUUAAAUUUAAUUAGAAAGAUCCGGGAUG
Zophobas morio is the source of this 1137-nucleotide messenger RNA. RefSeq names its product protein lin-28 homolog. The coding region runs from base 51 to 626 and encodes 191 amino acids. The record is from RefSeq and is a predicted model, not a curated record. Lineage: Eukaryota; Metazoa; Arthropoda; Insecta; Coleoptera; Tenebrionidae. Gene Ontology annotation, molecular function: zinc ion binding; mRNA binding. Gene Ontology annotation, biological process: pre-miRNA processing. Gene Ontology annotation, cellular component: nucleus; cytoplasm. The transcript is spliced from 4 exons.